UAGACCUGUAGUACUAUUCUAGCGAAAAAUCGAGUAACAGAAAAUCCAGAAGGCGACGUUAGCAAUAGGCAAAGAAAUCGAAGAAGGAGAAGAAGAAAUGGUGGAGCUGUGAGAGAGUAUAGAAAUCGAUAUUAGAGAGGAUAGGAGAAAUUUGAAGAAGGAGAAGAAGAAGAUGGCGAACCAGUUGGAGAAUCUGGUGGAGAGCAUUAAGUCCAAGGUUCGGUCGUUGAAGAAAUCGAAGAAGAAGCCAUACGUCAAAAUGGACAAGAGCGCCAGCGUGAAGGUGGAGAUCCGAAGCCGGAAGGCUCGAAAGCUCAUCGAUAAGACGUUGAAGGCCGCCGAUCAUCCGGGAAAGAGCACCAUCGCCUAAUCAUGGCUUUUCAAUUUCUGAUUCAUCAUUUAUCGUCAAUCCCAAUGCGCGUCCCAAUUCUGUGAAGACAGGUUCUCGUUUCUAUACACUAUAGUUAAUCAAAAGCCGUUUCUGUAUUUUGAAGUGAAAUUGCGCUAAUAUAAUAUUACUAUAACGUCUUGUUCUUCUCCA
Prosopis cineraria is the source of this 541-nucleotide messenger RNA. RefSeq lists its product as uncharacterized. The coding region runs from base 173 to 370 and encodes 65 amino acids. NCBI's taxonomy places the organism in Eukaryota, Viridiplantae, Streptophyta, Magnoliopsida, Fabales, Fabaceae. The record is from RefSeq and is a predicted model, not a curated record. The transcript has a single exon.